AUGAAUCUGAGACUUACGGCGUUCGUUACCGUUUUCAUGGGUAACGGCAUAUUUGUGCUGCCAGGUUGUGGGCACCGCAACUCACCGAAUGUCAUUCGGGCAGCGAACGAUGAAGUUGGCACUGUUGAAACAAGCAACUCGUUUCUGAACAAGCUCUAUGAGAUCACAGAUCGCUCGGUGAAGAGCAACAUGUACAGCGUACUGACUGACUGCCCUCACCGUGAGAAGCUCGGCUGGUUGGAGCAAGCCCAUCUGCUUUUUGACCUGCUCGCCCGACGCUUCGACCUCCAGGCUUACGGCUGCAGCCUGAUGCACACUAUCGCUGACGCGCAAGCUCAGUACGGCGCCAACUCGGAAGGACUGAUCCCAACCACUGCACCUGAGUACGAUGUGUUUCCCGAUAAGUUUCGCGACGACCCCAAAUGGGGCUCAGCCAUCAUGCGGGUUGCGAUGCACUUAUAUCGAUAA
Messenger RNA from Colletotrichum aenigma, 468 nucleotides. RefSeq lists its product as uncharacterized. The coding region runs from base 1 to 468 and encodes 155 amino acids. The transcript has 3 exons. Gene Ontology annotation, biological process: carbohydrate metabolic process. The record is from RefSeq and is a predicted model, not a curated record. Lineage: Eukaryota; Fungi; Ascomycota; Sordariomycetes; Glomerellales; Glomerellaceae.